This is a messenger RNA of Lactuca virosa, 747 nucleotides long. Lineage: Eukaryota; Viridiplantae; Streptophyta; Magnoliopsida; Asterales; Asteraceae. The record is from the annotation of a GenBank genome assembly.
AUGGCGGAUCAAUCCAGACCCGUCACCGGCUACCCAGCUCACUCCGCCACCGGCUACCCAAACACCGCCACCGCAUACCCUUACGUUGCUCCCCCUCCAACUGCCCCACAGAAUCACGGAACAUACUUCCACGUUGCCGGAAACCGUUACUACUCCGAUCCAUACGCGUCCCAACAACGCGCCACCUUCGUCCACCGUUUCUUCGCCAUCUUAAUCGGUUCUAUCCUCAUCACCGGUAUCAUCAUCUUCACCAUGUGGCUCAUCCUCCGCCCACAAAUCCCUCAGUUCCGAGUCGAAACACUAACCCUUUCUAACUUCAAUAUUUCAUCAAACUCGUUAGUUUCCGGGGAUUGGGACGCUCGUUUCAUUGUUCGGAACCCUAAUUCCAAAAUUACUCUUUUCUAUGAUCAAAUUGAAGCUGCCGUCUUCCACAAAUCGGAUUCAAUUUCAGAGACUACUGUGCCGCCUUUUGUGCAGGGAACGAAGAAUCAGACUUCCAUUAAAGCAACAUUCGCUUCUUUGACAGCGUAUGUUGAUGAUCGAGAUAGUAUUAAUGUAGAGAGGAAUCAUGGGUCGAUUAAUUUCAAUAUCAGAAUGAUGGCUAGGGUUCGAUUUAGGGCUGGUUCUUGGUGGGCUAGACGGAGGAUCUUGAGGGUUUAUUGCCCUAAUUUAUCAAUUGGGGUUUCUUCAAAUAGUAAUGGUGGAACUCUGAUUGGUGGUUCGAAGGAAUGCAGGGUGGGUCUGUGA